Phasianus colchicus (ring-necked pheasant) is the source of this 8775-nucleotide messenger RNA. RefSeq names its product basic transcription factor 3 like 4 (gene BTF3L4). The record is from RefSeq and is a predicted model, not a curated record. Lineage: Eukaryota; Metazoa; Chordata; Aves; Galliformes; Phasianidae.
GCCGUCACGUGGCGCGAAGCUUCCUUUCUCUGUGCGGCGCUCUUUCCUUCCUCGGCCGCCAUCUUGUUCUCACCGCGUGUUGGGCUGCGGAGGGGCCGCGGAAUUCAGACACAACACUAUGAAUCAAGAAAAACUAGCCAAGCUUCAAGCUCAGGUCCGAAUAGGAGGAAAGGGAACAGCUCGCAGAAAGAAGAAGGUGGUGCACAGAACAGCAACAGCUGAUGACAAAAAACUUCAGAGUUCACUCAAAAAACUGGCAGUAAAUAACAUUGCUGGCAUUGAGGAGGUGAACAUGAUAAAAGAUGAUGGAACAGUUAUUCACUUCAACAACCCCAAGGUUCAGGCAUCCCUCUCUGCUAACACUUUUGCAAUUACUGGUCAUGCAGAGGCUAAACCGAUCACAGAAAUGCUUCCAGGCAUCUUAAGCCAGCUUGGUGCUGACAGCUUAACAAGUCUCAGGAAGUUAGCUGAACAGUUCCCAAGACAAGUGUUGGACAGUAAAGCACCAAAAUCUGAAGAUAUUGAUGAAGAAGAUGAUGAUGUCCCAGAUCUCGUAGAAAACUUUGAUGAAGCAUCAAAGAAUGAAGCUAACUAAAUCAUUAAUAGUUCUGGAAGCUGGCAUGGACUAGAUUUAAGAAAUCAGCUAUGUGGUUCCAAAGUUUUAAAGAAACAGAGAACAUCAUCUGUUAAUAGUUCAGUAAUAUAAAUAUUUUGUAUUUUUAUGAUACUGUUUGUUCAGCAUUUUCUGUCAGUUGAUUUUGCAUUUUGCACUUACUCCCAGGAUCUACUCUUUUUGGUCAAAACAAAAAUGUCAGUGCAGUUUGAGGGGUGUGUGCAUGUGUGUGUGUGUAUGUGUGUGGGUGUACAUAUAGUGGAGAACAAAUUGGAGAACACUUCUAUUUAACCAACUUCCCUUUUCUUUCAAAAGAAGAAAUAAAAUGAAUCUUCAGCAUUGUUACUUUUGAUUAUCACCAAAUAGUACACAGAAAGAGUAGAGUUAAAAGUUUUGUCCACGUUUUGUGACCUGAAGGCAUUACACCAUUUGAAAUUUGGGUUUAGUUUGCGUUAACUAUUGUACUUGAAGAUAUUUCUCAUCCAUGUUGAAAUGUAUACAGUACUUGUUAUUAACCUUGUGUUGAUGCCCACAUGUUACCUUUGACAAGAUAUUUUAUCAGCUUGUUUGGUACAGUAACUUUCUAAAAGAGGAAUCUUGGUCCCAGCAAAGUGAUCUUUUUUUUUUCUUUCUCAGCUUACUUUCUCAUUUCCUUAGUUUUUUGAGACAAGCUGAUGUUUGACUCCUUUCACAUAGACUUAGCAGUAUGUUCUCCCUAUGAACAUGUAGGGUAUGUUAGGUCAAAAUGAAAACAAACCCUUUGGUUUUCUACUGUCAGGUCACUUGGAAAACUUAGAGGUCUAGUUGGUAAUAGUCCAGUGCACCAGUUUUGCACAGUAAAUUUUUGCUUGAAUUCCUUCAGGCUGUUCUCUUGGCAUGACUGCAUUUACUAGCAGCUGAUGAUCCCGUGUCACUCUUAUGGCACUAGAAAUUAAAUGCACCAUCUGAGCGAUGUUUAAGGUGGGGAGAAAAAGUUGUUGACAUUUUGCCUUGCCUCCUGCUGGGUAGUUUGUGCAAUGACUAGCUCUAAAGGGACUUUUUUUUUAUUGCCUGUAUUUUACCCUUGCCUAUAACCUACCUCUAGGUUUGGUGUCAUCUAUUUUAGUAGCUUACUAAAACCCAUAAAUGCUCCUCAGGCAUAAAGAGGACAUUGGGAGGUACCGCUGGUACAGUGCAGUAUUUAUGACCUUCCUUUAAAAUGCUUAAUGUGAACCUGAUUUCUCAGAAGCUCUUUCAAGGUUCUUGAUGUUAUGUGCAUUGCAGUAUAGUUAGACAUCAUUGUAACCUGUGUCAGGGGCAGCUGUGGCUUAAGAAAGCCAUUUUUUUUCUCCUCUACUUUUGUCAUUUAACUAUAGCUUAAUUGGAACAUAUCAGCUUUUUUAUGUAGGUUCAUAUGCUGUAGAACUGUAACAGUACAAAGUAAACAGUACAUGAGUCUGGUGGCAUCAUGAUAAAACCAUGAAAGCAGAGCUGAAGUGGCUUGUCAUCUGAACUCAUUUUAUAGAUCUUGUUCAUUCUUUUUUGUUAUAUUUUAUAUACUACAUGGAUCUUGCUACAAAAUAAAAUAGCAGUACAGCAGAGGAGAAGUUCCCUCUUGUGCAUUGUCUAUUCCCACUAGCAGUAGCUGGGGAGCAGUGAGUGGAUGCAGCCACUGUUUCACAGUGAUACACCCUUGGUGACAGCUACUGAGGAAGAUACAUGCAGGAUUAGGGAAGAUUGUGUUAGAGCUUUGGGAUUUCACACCUUCAUAUACCCACACUCCUGUUUUUCCUGUGGUGUUGAAUGAAACUUUGGUUUGUCGUAUGGCUAAUCUUGAUCAGCUGCAGAUUCUUCUGUUUAUAAGGAAGAGAUUUCUUCAAUAAUGUGUGCACAGACACACUGGGUUGCCUUUUGCUGCUUUUGAAAGCUCAAAGCAAAUGAAGGAUACUAGGAAACACAUAGUGUUCUGCCAUUUGCUUAAGGGGUGUGAGUGGAGAACAUUUCAAAGCAGCAGUUGUACUGAGUUUAUGUAUGAGACAUCCCUCUUGCUCCAAAUACUAAUCAGAUACUGAAAUUUUUUGCUCCACAGUUUCUGAUGUAGCAAGUUUACGGAAAGUAAUUUUGUGAGAGAUUAAGAGUAAAUGAUGGAUUCAGUGAACUUGUAUAGUUUAACUUCCUAAUUCUUACAGAAUGCUCAUUUAAUUUUUGUUCUUGGUCAUGACAACUUACACGUUAAACCACCGUUCUUUCCUGUGUUUGACAACCAGUAAACUAACUAAAUAUGCUAGCUUAUGUCGUUAUCAGUUUUCUCACUGUACCUGAAAACAGUCAACCACUUAUGAUUUGCUGCUGGAAAUACUAGAGCUUAUCAAUCAUUAAACUGAUUUUAAUUAAAAGUAACCAUCAAGGCUCUUGUGGGAGAAGCUAUUUUUCUUCAUGUUUAUUCAUGGUAUUACUCAAACAGUGUUUGUAAAUUCUGGUGGAAUGCAGAGUUAACAACAGUUUGUGGUGUUACGGUGAAAACUCCACAAUGAGGUGGGCAGGUGGUGCAUCAAAAUAUUCUUUGCUUGGCUUGAAGCUUCAUAACCACUGCAGUUCUGUAGUAGUUUGCUCACUACCUGAGCGUUGACAUACAAAAGGUACUGAUAAAAGUUACUGACAUACUAAAAAUCUUGGCAGUGACUUAAAAUAGUAUUGGGAAGAGCGGAAUGUAGGUUGAAACUUUUCUUGGGCUGUAUACAAGAAUCAAAGCUGAAUCACAGAAGAAGAAAGAAUCAAGAACUUGGCAAACUUUUGAGACUGCAGACACUGGUCUCCUUUAGUAGGCUGCCAGUAGCUUUGUGUAUUUCCCUAGGAAGCUACAAACAGGAAAUGUGUGACUUGGUGGCCUCAGACAGGAGAGCAGGGCUCAUGCAAGAUGGGUGGCAGUAGUUACCUGCAGUCAGCAGUGCUGGAAACUUGGAACUAAGUGAUUGUAAGGGGUUUUCUUAAGCAGCACUGGCUAAUAAGUGAGUUUGCACGUGAAUGUUAGUAGGGUGGAAGGAGUUGAUGUAAAAAGAACAUUUGACAGCUGUGAAAAAAUAGGGCUUGGGUGAUUUUUUUAACUGGUCUAGGAAUACUUGAAUGCCUGAGGAAGGAUAAGGGUGAAAUCAGAACUACUACUUAAAUAUCUUGAGAAUGCACUGUUUGUCAACAUUCUGUGGGAAUUGGGAGUUGCUAUGAAAUCCCUUCUGCCUGGAUCUUAACAAAUAAUGUUCUGGAUUCAAAAUGAGGUCUGGAGGUCUUAAUGGUUUCUUUACUGAGUGUUGUAUUGAAUGAUGAGUGUAUUGCUUCUUACGGGAAGGAACUGAGGCAGCUAUAACACAGUGAGAUAAAGCUGUUUUGUGUGAGAGUUGAAGUAAUGUCUCUCCUGAGGGGCCCCCUAGUGAGGAUUCUCCUGGGGCUUCCCUGGAAUCAGUCUGCUGCUCCAGACAGUGGGGACCUAUUGAGGUUUUAACAAACUGUCCUGCAGGUGGAAGGUGGGUGAGUGAAUUCCUCCACUGGCCCUUAGGAUCAGCUUCUUUUUGUUAUUUGAAGACAGUAGUAUUUUGUUCACCAAAGUGACCAGAUUAUUCUGCAAAUCAAGAUUAUACUAAUUAGUUAAAUGAUCCAUGUUUUGUAAUUGAACAAAUGAAAUGAUGCACAAAUAAGCACAUCACAACAGUCUUAGCAACUUUAUGGAAGCGAUUUCAGAAGUAAGGGGAAUGGUUAUUCACAUUCAGCUAUUUAUUUUUCCAUAAAGUAAUUUUUAUUUUUUAUUUUUCCCCUUUUUCAAAGACCACUUUGCAGACACUGAAGAACUUCAUGGAUUUAUUCAGAAACAUGGGGGCCGCAGUGCCAGUCAAGAAUUCAGGUAGCCAAGCAGAGCAAGUGAAGAGACUUAACUCUAAUAUCGGUCUUGCUGGUAUGUUUGGGUAGAAGCUUGGGUUUAUGCAUAGAGUGUAGUAAUUGGGAACUGGGCUUUUAUUUGGACUCUGGCACUAUAUUUGGCAAGAAGAAACAAAUGUAUACGUCUUAGAGUGCCUUAGCUUGCCUUCAUUUUGGGAGCACUGCCCUUCCUCACACAAGUAUGUGAUAUGUAAAUGAAUGAACGGUCUGGAUGGCUCUUGAGAGAAAAGAGCUGCAUCUGCAAAUGUUAUGAAAGGCUACUUCCACGUGGUAAGCACAUCCUCUUCAUUGGGCCAAUAGUCUUAUUAAAUACAACAGAUUAAACAACAGAUCCACGGUUUGCUCAGACACCGUUUUGGCAAUCUGGUAUCUGUCAGAUUCUCAGAUACUAUACAGCAUUUCAUUGAAUUCUCUGUGGAUGGACUUCAUGAAUCUGUCACAUCCUUACAGUAAAAAGAGAUUAUUUAAAACUCCAGUGAGCAGAUAAAGUAUCAAUAGUAAGGCAAAGGUUUAAACAAUAAAAAGGAAUUAUAUUCCCUGGUAUUUUGAUUUGUCAGUGUAUAUAUUCCAACUGAGUAAGUUAUGUGACCCCUCACCCUUUCUUGCAACAUCCUUGUGGCAGCUAUAGUAACUGCUAAUGUCAAAAAGUAAUAUUAGAAAGUAUUUAAUGUAUUUUUAGAUUGUCUGAUGCAACUUAGCAUACAAAGAGGAGCCAGUGCUAUGUGACCAGCUUUCUCCAGACACUGAGAAGUGUUGUGCAAACUGCAUUUUGAGAACAUCAGAUCUGACUCUGAGUCCAGAUGUGAAGCUGGAAAUUUCCAAAUGAUGCAAAUUAUUGCCAAACAUAGGUAAGUGAAAACUUAAAAUUUCAACAUAAUUGUCAGCACCUUUGCACACCAGGAGUGAACCUUGAUGAUAGGCCUGCACCACUCUAAUGCUUCCUCAAAGAGAUAAAUAGGCCUUGCUUUUUUUUGCUUUCUUGAGCACCAGAAUUAGCAGCUAACCUGUGAAGCCAACUGGAUCAGCUUGCUCAGCUGGUUGUAAAUCACCUGAUUUUUUUGUUAUUUUUCACUACUGUGAAAGCUGUACCACAUGGUUGGUUGUGGUUGUACUUGCACGUGCUGAAAGCUUGACCAUUGCUUAUCUUGACAGCUUGCUUUCAUUGGUUCACUCAGCUUGUGAAACUGCAUCCUGUGCCUUGGCAGCAGUGUUUGAACUUGCAGGUCUCAGAUUCCUGCAGAGGAAGCUGUAUGUUCAGGGCCCGUCUGGUUGUCUUUGCCUUGCCACCUGACAGAAAACUAGCUUUAACUUUCUGCUAAAUAAAUGGUAACCUUCCUUUAGAGGGAAGCAUUUGCACUGCAGUCCUUUUGGGCAAGCUUGGCAGAGGUGACCAUCACAUCAAUGGGCCCUACAUACUGAACCAGCUUUUUUUUUCUUUUUCUUUUUUUUUUUUUUUUUUUUUACCAUUUCUGCUGCUUCUGCCUCUGAGGCUUCUCUUGGCAAGGUGGUAUAGGGGAGGUUGCGGUGCGACUGCCAGAGACAUACUGAGUUUGGAAGAAAGGAAGGCUUUGCCAUAUUGAUGCCUUGGGUGACCAAUCUGGUCAGAUUCUGUAACUCAAAGCUUAUUUUUGAACUGUCUUUUAAUUGUGAAAUAGGGGGAUCAUAACUGGCAAGCUGGUGCCCACAACAUGGGCUGAAAAAGCUGAAUGCAGAAUGAGUUCAGCAUGCUCUUAUUGCACCCACCCUUUGCUCCAGCUAUCCUCUGCUCUGUAGUUACAUAGCACCCAAACACAGCCUUCCUCCAGUGCUUGUUUUGCAUGCCUCUUUUUAGAAAGUGAAAAGUGAUGGGGGGGGAGGGGGACAGAGAGAGAAUUUUUUUUCUUUUCACUGAAAACCUCAGUCAGUAAAUAGCUUACAAUCUGAGCUUUAAUAAAUUGCCAUUUCUAUGACGGAGUCUUAUUUCAAAUGGUUUUCUAACAUGUUGUGUUUAAUUGAAAAUAGCUGUAACUUGCUUACAGCGUUUUUACAGUCUCCAGAGAGUAAUGAUAGAACCAAAGUUUCUCCCUGCUCAUUUUGAAGCAUUAGCUCUAUUUCUAUGUGAGUGACAGUUGCAGUGAUUGAUGGUUUGCAUUUUUUUUAUGUUUCUAAAACAAAGCAGGGCUUAAAGUAAUUUUUACUUUGAACAAGGGUUUCCCACAGCCUGCUUUCCACAUCUUGAUUGACAGAUACCAGCAUUUCUCAGAACCUGCUACUGGAUAUUUGAGUAGUUUGCUGAGGGUUCUGUUUUGACUCGAAAGAAAUGUCAAUUUUCUGAAAAGCAAGGAACGCAUUACAUUUUCUAGUAUUUGCUACAUCUUUUCUCUCAGCCUCAUAGUUUCUGUGUUGUAAAUUAUUAACUUUUGAACACAGCAAUAUUAUAACCCUUAUUUGUUCUGUUGCCCUUUGAGUUGCAGAAUUGCUUUCAUUGGCAGUUUGUACUGAGAAACUGUGUCAGCCACUUCCAACUCUGAAAUUGUAAUAGUUUUUCCCAUUACAUGGUGAUUUUCCAACUCAGUUCUGUAAACCUUGAAAUGGGGUAUCCAUAAAAAAAUAUCCCACCCAUUCUUUUAUUUUAAAGGCUACAAGUCAGAUUUGAUGGGGUAAUCUAUUGCUCCUAGUGAUACGUGCUGUUUCCUGAUGAUUUUAAGUUAGAGAGAGUUUUUAUAGUGCAGUCCUUGUCAUUAAGAACUUGGUGACUUUGAGCAGCAUUGCUUGUUCUGUGGGAACAUGCAGUGGAAUGUCACUGGUGUCUUAACUGAUAGACAUUUUUCCAUGUGUACUUUUUUAGCUUUAAUCUGCACAAUAUUCUGAGUUUGCAGUAAGCUGUAAUAAAAGGUUUAGAUGUCUUACACCAACACUUUCGCAGUGGCUUACAGUACCCUCAUCAAGAACAUAUAAUAAGUGCAUCUUUCUUUGUAACCACUCACGUUGUUUUCUUCCUUGAACUAUAAUCAUGAGUUUGUGCUGUCUCACAUCAUAAGAUUUGUAAACACUUGAAAACUGCUUGAGUUCUUUUGUUCUUAAUGACUCAGGACAGCCAGAAUUUGUCAGGAAAGAGUAAAUGAAAAGUAGCCAUUCAAAACAAGACUUCACUUUCCUUGAAUAAACAUGAGAACUACUUUUUGUGCAUGUUAGUUUUUCUGCUGAGCCAUUAAUCUGUGUUAAGAUCUGUAUGAGAUGUGCCUUGAUUCAAUUUUUGCCCUUCAAUUUUAACUUAGGUAAGCCAAGAUAAGGGAGAUAAUGAAAUACUUAUCUGUAAUUAGUCUUACCCCUCCUGUGGAAAAUAGCUGUAGGAGAUGCAUUGUCUACCUUCUCAACAAAAACAAGCCUUAACAGUUGUUGCCAUCAUAGUUCAGUAAUCCUGUUAAAGCAAAAGUAUGUGAUCUUUAUCAGAACAGAACAUCUCGCUGGUUUUGGUGUUUUCCCUUUAUUUUACUGAGAGUUUUGCUUUUUUUUUUUCCUCCAGCUCCUCUUCCCCAGAAGCUUCUUGCUGUACUUAUUGGCAAAGUUAGUGUUUAAUCUUAUAUCCUUGGACAUACCAAUUUUGUCAAACAUUCCUAACUAGUUUACAGUCACAUGGUAAAAAUAAGAAUGUACUACAGUUGCUUAUCCCAAUAACUCUUAUUCAGUAGAUCCCAUUAGCCCUUUAAAUUUCCAUCCAAGGACCAAAUACAUCAGUGUCUAUGUAUAGGUUACUAACAAACUCCUACAUGACAAGAAACAACAAAAACCCCAGCGUCACUUGUUUUUGGUUUUUUUUUUUUUUUUUAAGCAAACUCAGAAUAUUCAGCUGACUGAUUUGGAGUUACAGCUUUGAACAACUUUUAGAGUCUUCUCAUUGAGAUGUUGAAGAAGUAAUUGGGCAGGGAUUCCAAAGUGCUCUGACUCACAGCACUCCACAAAAUCUUAAUCAUGCGAUUUGGCAAGGCAUAAAUAAGCCUGUUUUUUAUAGGCUUAAUUACACUUAAUGUAGAAAUAUCCUUUAGCUAGAGCAAGAGGUUGCCACAUAGUUGUGAAGUCAAAAUAUUGCUAUGAGAACAGGAUGGUUCAAGCAGAGCCAUGAAGUUCAUUGGAAUAGCAGGAGUGUGUGCAGUCAUGACUGUUCUCUCUGUGUGUACAUGUAUGUGAUGUAGUGGUGGACCUAGUCUGUGGUGGUAAGACUGACUGAUUCCCUGUUUGCCAUCACUGCUGACCUAAUAAAUGACAUACUACACACU